AUGGGAGAAACGGUCUCAGAACUUAGUCUUCGUCAAGUGGGUGGUUGGCCGUCAGCGUCGGAGAUGACAGUAGGGCAUUUCCUUCUAGCAAGAGCGCUGUGGAAAUCCCACCACGCCAACCGGCCCAAAGAUGGAAAGAAGAUGGAGCAAUGGCUGGAAUAUCUACGAGAUAUUAAGCAGAACGCAGGCGCGGAAAAUGACGACAAGAGACACGUCGGCAAGUUUACCUUGAAAGCACGCAAGCAAAAAUUCGCGACCCGCGGCAUCGAUGCCGCAAUCGUUUCUCCGCUCGUGGCCGCCGACAGAAGGCGUGCAACCAUUGUGCUUCCAGGAAGCGCAAAUGCGUCCCGGUCCCCGCAAGCCACCAUCGCCGUGUUCGUGCGGCUUUCUGCGUCCGUCCCCCCGCUCAGCGGGCGAUGCUCCGUGCUGCCUUGGGCAGCCCCUGCUCCCGGCAUUCCGGCUCGUCCUGCGACUUUGUCGCAACUUUUCCUGUGUGCAACCACAGCAGAUGCAUUCUCGGGUUUCUUUCUUCAAAAAAAAGAAGACAUGGAACCAAUUGUGAUCUUCAUCGCCCGUGCUUCUAAGGACCACAAGGGUAGUACUGAAGCGACGCAUGAAUUCCUUCUGCAGAGCCUGGAAUUCACCUGUAGUGAUUCUCUAUCAGCGAGGCAUUGGCGAGAUGGCACAUGGUACACUGCCCGACCUGCCUUUGUUGUCUGA
Aspergillus thermomutatus is the source of this 720-nucleotide messenger RNA. RefSeq lists its product as uncharacterized. The record is from RefSeq and is a predicted model, not a curated record. The transcript has 4 exons. NCBI's taxonomy places the organism in Eukaryota, Fungi, Ascomycota, Eurotiomycetes, Eurotiales, Aspergillaceae. The coding region runs from base 1 to 720 and encodes 239 amino acids.